AUGUCCAGGAACAGUAAGGAUUGCCAUCUGAAGCUCUCUGGACAAGAACAAAUUUCAGCUAACCACUCACUUGUCCCAGUAGUUCAAUCGUCUUCAUCGACUUCUGAAUUGAGCUCACCAAAGUCGAUUCAUCAACACUUCUACACCGUCAACAUCUCCUUCAACUACAGUACUCCUGCUCAGGCUCCACCUCAGAAUGCAGAAGAAGCUCUUCCCAUGAUCUCUCGUCUGGUUGGCCAACAGAUGAAAGAUCUAUUCAAGGAGGAAAAAAAGAGAAGAAAUAGUUCAUCAGCUCGUAGAAAAUCCACUCGAUCCUCCAGAAGACUAUCCAAAGAGGCAUCGUUCCCUCCCGAAGUUGAUGCUCUUCCGAUUCCGAUUGUCUCUGAAGAUCUACCGGAUGACGUCACUCAACAGGAUACUGAAGAGAGCGAAAUGGUCGAGAUCCCGACGAGAAAUAAGCCAAAACCAAAGGAGAGUGAAUACCAGGAUAUCACUGGGAUCACCAGAAAGGUCCGCUUUCGUCUUGUUCCAUCGAAACGCGUGAAGCCGGUUCCCGAGGAUCAACUUCCCGAGAAGAAAUUCAAUAAGGAUAAAAAGAGAAGGGAAUAUGUUGAAUUGGGGAAACUUCACUCUUUGGAGCCGAUACAGGACCAAACAGAAGACGAAAAGAGAGCGGAAGCGAAGAGAAGAAGUCGAGAAUUGGCGAGAGAACUCUACUAG
Caenorhabditis briggsae is the source of this 720-nucleotide messenger RNA. The transcript has 2 exons. Lineage: Eukaryota; Metazoa; Nematoda; Chromadorea; Rhabditida; Rhabditidae. The coding region runs from base 1 to 720 and encodes 239 amino acids. The record is from RefSeq and is a predicted model, not a curated record.